CCUCGGAGUGGUUUUCGCUAACAAAGCAGGCUCUAAAAUGUCGGGAGAGGUGUAUCUCCUGUGGCUCCUCUCGCUUAUACAAACGCUGUCGGCGUACGGAGCCGAUCUGUCGUCUGAGGCAUGCAGGGAGCUGGGCUUCUCUAGCAACCUGCUGUGCAGCUCCUGUGACCUGCUCGGGGAGUUCAGCCUCACCAAGCUGCAGCCCGACUGCGGGCAGUGCUGCCAGCAGGAGGCCCAGAUGGAAGCUCGCAAGCUCUACGCUGGAGCCAUCCUCGAGGUGUGUGGAUGAAAAUUGGGGAGGUUCCCUCAAGUCCAAGCUUUUGUCAGGGGUGACAAGCCAAAGACGUUCAAGGGUCUUCAGAUCAAGUACGUGAGAGGCUCAGAUCCUGUACUCAAGCUUUUGGACGAUAACGGGAACAUCGCUGAAGAACUCAGCAUCCUCAAGUGGAACACAGACAGCGUGGAGGAGUUUCUGAGUGAGAAAUUAGAACGGAUAUAGACACGUGUAUGAUUUUUGUUUGUUAGUCUUUAGUUAAAGGGUCGAUUCACUCAAAUUACAAAACGCCGUGCAGAUAUACUGUUUUAUGUGCCUGAUAUUUCUGCGUCCACCUUCAGGUAAAUGGAGUUUUGUUUUUUUGUGGUGUUCACAGCACUGAAAAAUUACAGACAUGGAAAAAAUGAUCAGACCACCCUUUUUCUUCAAUUUCUUAAUUUUAUUGCCUGGUACAACUAAAGGUACAUUUGUUUGGACAAAUAUAACGAUAACAAGAAAUAUAGCUCAUAAGAGUUUAAUAUAAGAGCUGAUAUCUAGACAUUUUCUUUUGCUUGAUAAUAGCCAAAAUCAUUUUCAAGAAAACCAGAAAAAUGUCUAGAUAUCAGCUCUUAGAUUAAACUCUUAUCAGCUAUUUUUGUUGUUGUCAUUAUAUUUGUCCAAACAAAUGUAUCUUUAGUUGUACCAGGCAUUGAAAUGAACAAGAAAUUGAAGAAAACAAGGGUGGUCUAAUUAUUUUUUUCCAUGACUGUAUAUUUAAAAUAUUUAACAGAAGCUUGUCCUGCCAGAAUCUGUGUCCUGGUUACUGUAGAUCGACUGCUUUUUCAACACUUUUCAUAGGAAUUGCUUUCUACUGAAGAAAAAGUUCCUUAAAAAAGUCUUCGUAGAAAGACUUGAGCUGUAAAUCUAACUUUUAAUGUUCUGAGCACCACAAACAAAAAAAAACCUCCCCUCCAUUGUCUCACAAGACAGCACUUUUAAAGCAAAUUAAAACUAUGUGCAUGGCAAAAAACUGCUAUGGGCUGCUGAUAUUUUUAUUUUUUUUUGUAAUUUGGGUGAACUGACCUUUUAGUUAUUUACCAAUUUGUACACAACUCGGCCUUGAUACAUGGUUGUUACAUCACUAUAUGACUGUUUUGUAUCUGAAAAAUCCUGAAUUUCUUGUCCGGAUUUGACCAAAUAACUUAUGUGAGAGUAUGAAAAAGACAUAAUCACAGAGCCCAGCUGGGCAGCACACCAUUAAAUAAUGACCAACAUAAGGUUUGAAACUCGAAAAAUGCACAUCAUGAAGUGUUUUGUUGUCUACCUGUGGGAGUUUACGUUCCCCCUUCUGUCUGAUAUUCUUGUAUGAUUAUUUUUUUACAACGCUCAAAAUUGUGACUGAUGGAGAUUUGUAGUAAGAAUGAAUCCUAGUUGCUCUCCGAAUGCAGACGUCUUUGCUGAAGCACACGUCAGUGAAGACCUCACAGUAAACCAGUUGUUGGGAUGUGAGGUCUGAUGUAUGUUUGUGUUUUUUUAGCGUCUUCUGCUUUGAAGAGAAACUGGAUUUAUUUUUGGAUGCUUGUUUUUGAGCGAGUGAGGUGACAGUUUAAAUAUGCAACAAUAAACAAAGUCUCUGAUGGGU
Centropristis striata (black sea bass) is the source of this 1895-nucleotide messenger RNA. RefSeq names its product selenoprotein F (gene selenof). The transcript has 5 exons. NCBI's taxonomy places the organism in Eukaryota, Metazoa, Chordata, Actinopteri, Perciformes, Serranidae. The record is from RefSeq and is a predicted model, not a curated record. Gene Ontology annotation, molecular function: oxidoreductase activity. Gene Ontology annotation, cellular component: endoplasmic reticulum lumen.